GCUUCGUACUCAACAGGAAGUUUCGGAGUUUCUGGUGCAAGGAAGAAAUCAAGUCGAGCUAGCACUGGCACAGCCAGAACCGCAGCUUUCGCACUAUCUCACGGAAUCAUUUGCCAUCAUAAGCGAUCCGGAUUGCAACGCCCUUUACAGGUGGUGCUUCCUGGAUUGUGUUCAGAAGAAGAUUGCAGGGACCAGAUCAGAAGAGCAAGCAAAAGAACAAGAACGACUUGGUCAGGAAGGGCAUUGGGACUCCCUCGUAAAGACGUACACCCAAGCAGGCUUGGUAGAGGCACUGGUAGCCGUCUCUAUGAACGGACCAAUGAAACUACAGGAAACGUUGAGCACUGUAUACGAAAUCACUCCUCAGUUCGUGGCGAUGGACACCAUCAAGUCACUGCUGUCCACUGGUAGUAUCCAAGAAUGUUCACUGCUAUUCGACAAGUUGCGCAAACUUGCGUUUCUCGACUUUUGUUUAAGGCGUGUAAACCACGGUGUGAUGUAUUGGCGUAUAACCGCCAUCAAGAUGCUAGAGCACCUACUAGUAGCGAACAAGUUUAAUCUUGCCCAAACCAUUUCCUCCUCAUCUGUUGGCGCCAUUCUAGAAACUCUAUGCACUUGCGCCCUUCAAGAUCCAGACCUUAACUCUCAGGAGCUGAACAACCCAUACACAAGCUGGCAGCAUAACAUGUAUCCCGAUUUUCGAAACACGAGCCUGUGGAACCAAGAUGAUACCACCAGGCAAUGCACCGAUAAUCGUAUCUUUGGCCUUGUUCAACAGGAUGCCAUGCAAGCAGUCUAUGCUAUUGCUUCGUCGAGUGAAGCGGUGCCGCUGAGGCUUUGGAGCCGUAUUCUAAAGCGCAGGCCUAUCGUCAUAGAUCUACUACUGGACUGCACAAUCCUGGAGCGUCCGACGUAUUAUCCCGAGUCCGAUGCAGCAGCUCUGGCUUGCGAGAGCUUCAACGCAAUGUUCCGCUCCCCUCGAUACCUGAUCCCAGGAAUAGCUGUCCCAGCCGAACUAGCAUCGGAGUUACUAGAUCUGCGGCACGUCACAGAGGCACUGAAACUCCUCACGCAAAACCAGGAUUGGUCAGAGAGAAUCAUAGCUAUCUUUACCAAGCAAGAUGAGGAGGACGAGAUUGCGAUAAGAGAAAAACUGCGUAAACCCGAUACCUUGAUCCCAAAUGCGCCCAAAGAGACGCUUUACAAUAGCAUUCAGAGAGAUCACGUUCGAGCUCGCGUUGCUAUGCUUCGUCUUAUCAUCUCUCUCUCUCACGUCUCCGACCACUGCGGGAUCAAGAACAUCGAAAUCGAGUCAUUCCUACGUAUCGCAUACGAGGCAUUGACGGAUACAACAUCCCAAAAGUACCUUCAUGGCGAUCAAAUACCAGACGGCAUAGCGACGGGGGUUGAAAGGAUGAACGCAGGCCCACCGAUGGACGUUCUGGGUGCUAUAGCUCUCAUCCGCUUGCUCGCAGUCCUUGCACAUCGGAAUGGCCUCACAAACAUACAGCUGCUUCAUAAACCUCCCCAUGGCCUUUCUUCUACGACGUCUUUGGCUCAGAUUCAACAAAUAACACAUCCAGAUGUCAUUCGGCGCGUCAUCGCAAUAUGUAUCGAUAAAGCUAACAGUCAGGUCGAAGCAGGAAGUCAAUGCACAAUCCUGAGAAAAGACCUCGUUGCCUGCACACGGGCAUGUAAUGCAUACCACUCGGCAACUGAGCUUCUCGUGGCGCUCGUGGGCCUCAACGAUCACUCCGGCUCUCUAUAUGGAAAAGAAACGCAAGGCGUGCGGCAGAUGCUAGCAAAAACCUUAGGGAGUGCGGCUUCCCUGUGGCUGCAUCUCAAACGCUACAGCUCGGCGUACGCUUGCGCGGUUGCGGCUGUGAGGACAGCGGAAGAUAUACCGGAGUCUGAGGGUCGGAAUCCAGCUAUCAUUGCCAUGAACAGACGUCGAGCUCUAGAAGCAAAGAAGGGGAUGGAAACUGACCACCAUCAGUACAAGUAUGUGCUACGACUGUGA
Molecule: messenger RNA, 2020 nt
Organism: Coniophora puteana RWD-64-598 SS2
Lineage: Eukaryota; Fungi; Basidiomycota; Agaricomycetes; Boletales; Coniophoraceae
Exons: 5
Coding region: 308-2020 (570 amino acids)
Source: RefSeq, a predicted model, not a curated record